Messenger RNA from Argentina anserina (silverweed cinquefoil), 1393 nucleotides. RefSeq names its product protein MRG1. The transcript has 11 exons. The record is from RefSeq and is a predicted model, not a curated record. Gene Ontology annotation, biological process: chromatin organization; regulation of DNA-templated transcription. Bases 70 to 1038 code for a protein of 322 amino acids. Lineage: Eukaryota; Viridiplantae; Streptophyta; Magnoliopsida; Rosales; Rosaceae. Gene Ontology annotation, cellular component: nucleus; histone acetyltransferase complex.
GUAGCCACGCUCUCAUCAUCCUCGGUGUCUCUGAGAGCAAAACCACCUCCGUCUCUGUGUUCUCCCACAAUGGGCAACUCCUCCAGAGACGACUCCGCCACCGACGGCGACGCCUCCAGCGGCGGCAACGCCAAGCCCUCCAACUCCAGCCUCUACUCCGAGGGCGAGAAGAUCCUCGCCUACCAUGGCCCUCGCAUCUACGAAGCCAAGGUUCAGAAGGCAGAGAUCAGGAAAAACGAAUGGAGAUACUUUGUUCACUACCUUGGCUGGAAUAAAAAUUGGGACGAGUGGGUAGGUGUGGAUCGCAUAUUGAAGCACACUGAAGAGAAUAUAAUGAAGCAGCAAGCUCUUGACAAGAAACAAGGCGUAGACAAGAAUACAAAGUCAGGACGUUCUGCUCACACAAAGCCAAAAAGUUCUACUGAUGCGAAAGCAGAGAAAGAGGACCAAAAGAACAACGUUGCCAAAGGGAAGAAGCGAAAGAAUGACUCAGGCGCUGAGAAGGAAAACACUGCCUUGGAAAAGCUUGUGAAGAUUCAAAUUCCUGUGGCCUUAAGAAAGCAACUGGUAGAGGAUUGGGAAUUUGUGUGUGAGCAGGAUAAGCUUGUUAAGCUUCCGCGGUCUCCAACUGUAGAUGAAAUUUUGCAAAACUACCUCGACUACAGGACAAAGAAAGAUGGAAAGCUGACUGAUCCUGUAGGAGAAGUCCUGAGAGGAAUACGAUGUUACUUUGACAAAGCAUUGCCAAUGAUUCUCUUAUACAAAAAGGAACGCAAACAGUAUCAUGAUACCGUUGUAGAUGAUGUCUCUCCGUCAACAAUAUAUGGUGCUGAACAUUUACUACGACUUUUUGUUAAGCUGCCGGAGCUAUUGGCCUAUGUCAACAUUGAGGAGGAAACACUGACCCGCUUACAACAACAUUUACUAGAUUUACUCAAAUUUAUGCAGAAGAACCAGAGCACGUUCUUCCUUUCUGCUUAUGAUGGCUCAAACAGUGUCGAUGGGAAGGGCAAAGGAAAACAGAGUGAUUUGGUAUAGAGACUGUGUUAACUUCUGCCUUCACAUACUCGCCACCAAUUGCCAGAGGCAGGGGCAAGAGAUCCAUGGCCAUUCUUGGGAUGUUAUGGAUUGAUUCACCAUGACAAUCCAGAAACAGUGGACGGCCAAAUUGUUGUAACAUUACCAUUAUUUCAUUCUUUUUCUGUUUCUUGUUUGAAUACCACAGUCCAUGUUAGCUUAGCAAGCAACUGUUCUGCUAAUGAUGGGAACUUUGUAAAGACAUUGGUCAUAGUUGUAGUUGGGAUACUACUGUAGCAUUGAUUUGGAUUCUAGUAUAUGAGGUGCAUUUGGUCAACCAUGACAAUUUGAUCAUAUUUAAACAGUUUCAAUCCAA